GUGAGACGCGUCACGGGAACGCACCUGUGUGUCACGUGGACCGCAUGACCGUGACGUCAUCUGCGGCCAACUUUCACUACAAGUAAAACUCCCGCGACCUGAAGAGAUGGGCUGUUGUUUCUCCUCUCCCGACGGAGACGGCGAGAGAGAACCUUUGAUUCAGUCCAACAAUAAAACACCAACAGAGUCCGCGAGACCACCGCGAGCUAACACGGAUGUCGAUGAGAGGAGAGGAGUUUUUUCUGCUCGUCGUGUGGGUGUUUCUGCUCUGGAUGAGCGCUUCACCGAUGUGGCAGAAACCUUCAACAAGCAGCAGGAACACCACGAAACCAUGAAGAACAAGCUUCAGACUCUUGCGAGCCGCUAUCGCUGUCCAGUAAACGACAGCCUGUCUGAGUGCCUGAGGAAGAUCAGGGAGAGACACGAGCUCUGUCACAUCAGUCUGGAGGUUAAAGGCUACGACUUCAACCUGACGGCGCGCUCCGAAGCCGAGGUCCCCGGCGAGCUGAGGCGGACGCAGGAGAACGUGGCCGAGCUGAGCCGAGCCGCCAAGUCGGUCAUCUCCGCCGGCACCAAACUCCACGAAAUGAUCGACUCGCUCCUGAGAGACGAGGACGGCAUGCGCCGGCAGAUCCAAGACGCCGAGUCCAGACACCAGGAGCAGAAGAGGCUGCUGGACAACCUGCGGGAAAACCUCCGAGAGGCUCGGAGAGCCAAAGAACUGAGCCCCGCGUACAGGAAGGAGGCCGGGAACCUCCUCAACGAGGCUGCGCUGCUGUCGGGGAUCACGCCCUGAGCUCCUCCAGCGAGCUAUGGACGUUUAUUUAGCAGAGCUUUUAUCUCAAGCCAAUUAUAAAGGCAGUCGAGUCUCAGCCGUAUGCGCUACACCUUGCUAGGUAUUUUUUAUUAGAUAAUACAUAAAUAUAUAUAAUACCGAUGUAAUAGAAAAAUACAAAGAAAACAAUGAGUUAUAUAUAAGCUUUAUAUACAAAAAAUGAUAUUAGAAUUGCAUCAUAAUAGACGCACUUUGGUACAUUUUAGUGCAUUUAGCAGACGCUUUUAUUGCAUCGCUUUCGAAAUGUAGUUUUGCGUUGCACUCUUUUAAUUUUUAAAUCAUAGAAUUGGUUUGAGAGCAUGUAGCUGUAACUUAUGUGUUAGUAUUUUAGUCGAAAGUGUACGUUUAUCUGUGAACAUGAUCAAACUUAACAUUUUUGUAACCGUUUCGUAGUUUGCAAACGAACAAUUGUAUCGUUUUCGAAUGACUGCACCUUAAACGUUCGCUAACCUUUUCGUUCAUCGUUUUCUACAUGUUUUUGUAGAUGCUUAAAUGCAAUAAUAAAUACAGGUUAAAUG
Messenger RNA from Puntigrus tetrazona (Sumatra barb), 1353 nucleotides. RefSeq lists its product as uncharacterized. Bases 107 to 796 code for a protein of 229 amino acids. The record is from RefSeq and is a predicted model, not a curated record. Lineage: Eukaryota; Metazoa; Chordata; Actinopteri; Cypriniformes; Cyprinidae. The transcript is spliced from 4 exons.